Messenger RNA from Anthostomella pinea, 579 nucleotides. NCBI's taxonomy places the organism in Eukaryota, Fungi, Ascomycota, Sordariomycetes, Xylariales, Xylariaceae. The record is from the annotation of a GenBank genome assembly.
AUGCCCUUCCUAGGCCACCCCCUAACCGCCGUCAUAACGACCCUAAAAACCAUCACCCUAACACACGUAAUCUUCACCUACGCCUACAGCCCCGGUCUGGGGUCGGGCCCGUCGAUGCUGCCGACCUUCCUCGCGACGGCCGACUGGUUCGUCACGGACCGGCGGUUCCGGCGGGGCCGCGGUGUGAGCGUCGGCGACUGCGUCACCUACGCCAUCCCCGUCGAGCCCGGCCAGGAGGGCGUCAAGCGCGUGCUGGGCCUGCCGGGCGACUACGUGCUGCUGAACUCGCCGCCCGACGCCGACCUGGGCGUCAAGGGGAGGGGCUCGCGUGCUAUAGCCACAGCGGGGGAGAAUAUGAUACAGGUACCCAAGGGCCACUGCUACAUCGUGGGCGACAACCUGCCGUGGUCGCGCGACAGCCGGGACUUCGGGCCCCUGCCCAUGGGCCUCAUCAAGGGCAAGGUCGUGGCCAAGAUGUCCUUCGACGGCUGGUGGCCGCCGAACUGGUUCUCCAAGGUCGAGAGCGGGCUGCGGAGUCCUCCUCCCACAGCAACGGGAGCUUCACAUCCGCCUUCGUAG